AAAACAUAUUACAGUGCAACCAAACCAAACCAAACCAACCACCCACAGAUAACAGUACAUACAAGCAAGCGUCGUCAGGCAGGCCGGGUCAAUAUCAAUAGGGCAGGUAGGUACAAGGGGAGCAAGCGAGAUUGGUUCACAGGCCAGGUUCAGCAGGUAGCAAGCAGCAUAGUACAGAGGGUCAGGCAGAGGGAUGGUCAGGGUCACAAGCCAGGGAUCAGAACAGGUAGCAAGCAGCGUGGUACAGAGGGUCAGGCAGAGGGAUGAAACAGGAUUAGGACAGAAACAGGAUACAGGGCCCAGGACAAACACAGCACCAAGGCAGAGUCUGUGGGUCUGGCCAU
Molecule: messenger RNA, 344 nt
Organism: Staurois parvus
Lineage: Eukaryota; Metazoa; Chordata; Amphibia; Anura; Ranidae
Source: the annotation of a GenBank genome assembly